ACCUCAAAUGUCAAUUGGACAAAUGUUUACCGCAUCCGAGUCCGUCAUUCCUAUCAGCUGCUGAUACCUAGUCCCUUCAUCCUACAAAUGUCGCGUUACGUAUUCAGAUCAUGAUUGAAAUCGUCGCUAAAUUAGUAAGGGAACAAACUCCAGCAUUCCUAUGCGGUGAGGUGGUCGAGUGCUUCAUAGAUUUCUCGAACCCGGCUCAAGCUCAGCAUCGAGUCUCGCAAAGUAACAGUGACACCCACGAGAACUUAGCCUGGGCCUCGGUUCAAAUUCACUGUUAUUUAAAUUCGACAUCGCACAGAGAGAAGGGCAGCGACUUGCAGAUAGCAGAACUGACAAAAGUCGCUAACACAUCCCUUGGAACAGCAAGUAAACAGUCAGGCGAUGUCUUUCACUCCACGAAACCCAAGAUUCUGUUCUGUGAUUUACGCUUGAGUAGCGGCGAGACUAAAUCUUACCUGUAUCGUGAAACAUUACCCAUCAACGGCCCGCCAACAUACCGUGGUCAUGGAAUCAAGUAUUUCUACAGAAUCACGAUAGCUACUCAACGGGUUAAAUCCAAAGUACACAUACUAAGUGUUCCCAUCCGUGUCUUGCCGCUUCCUGCAGUUGUCCGUCCAGAAGAAGUACCCGCUCUUUGCAACGAUACGAACGAAGAGCUGGCGCCCACCAAUCCUUUCCUUGAAAACUAUAAUACGCAGUCCGAAGUAGAAGUUUCAUGGCAUCAUUUACAGAAUAUAACCGCACGCCGACUACCGAAAUUUUAUCGAAUAUCAAAUAAACGAGGUCAUGUUGGCCGCUUCUGUAUUUUCAAACAUGCCUACAAACUAGGAGAAGAUAUUGUUGGAACGCUGGAUUUUUCCAAUCGUUCCGUACGCUGUUGCCAAUUGUCUGUAACACUUCAAUCGGAAGAAAUACUACACAAAAAUCGUAAAAAUUCCCAAUCAUCAGGCAUAGAUCCAACAAACACUAAUUCGAACAACACGAAUCAGGAAAAUGCUCCAUCAUCUAGCGAUGUAGUCGGCAAACUGACGAAUCAUACGAAAUAUCACGAAGUAUGCUUGGGAAUGAUGCAAACACAAAUAAUUAUUCCAAUACCUUUAUUUGUGACGCCGUCAUUUUCUACGGACCUGGUGGAUGUUCGAUGGCGUUUACACUUCGAAUUUGUAACGAGUGCCGAUAUAGAUUUUGGUUCAGCCGACCACAGCGCGGAAGACUGGCGAGCACCAGACGAUAUACCGAUUGAAACGAUGGUCUGGAACCUUCCUGUUACGUUGUACCCAACAGCACCUUUGCAAAUUUUCCAACCCUGCGGCUCAUACUCGUUAGUCAUCAAGUAAGAUAUAAGGAUAUUUGCAGCAAAAUAUUUUAUACCCAAGAAAUGAAGGAGAUUCUUUAUUACAUUAAUUUUGUAUUGAGAAUACUAAAAAAAUAUUCAAUAGUUUUAGACAUCUUCUAGAAGGGUAUCACUUCUGAAUUAAAGAGAGCUGAUUUGUUGUACAGAUCGGUUAUUAUCAGGAGGAUUUGUACCCUUCAAAUUUCUGUCCAUUUGUUUUACAUAUAAUACUAACAAUGUCAAAUUAUGAAACCGACUUCAUGGAAAAUGAAGAGCAAGUAUUAACCAAAUUCAGAUAAAUGCAAAUAUUACUAGGACUUCGGGUUGUAGUUGUCACGUAAAAAGCAAUAUAGAUUUUUAGAUAGCAGAAAUAAAACAUAAUAAAUAGGAGUAAAUA
Messenger RNA from Hermetia illucens (black soldier fly), 1739 nucleotides. RefSeq names its product RAB6A-GEF complex partner protein 2. The coding region runs from base 111 to 1346 and encodes 411 amino acids. Gene Ontology annotation, cellular component: Golgi membrane; Ric1-Rgp1 guanyl-nucleotide exchange factor complex. The transcript has 4 exons. NCBI's taxonomy places the organism in Eukaryota, Metazoa, Arthropoda, Insecta, Diptera, Stratiomyidae. Gene Ontology annotation, biological process: retrograde transport, endosome to Golgi. The record is from RefSeq and is a predicted model, not a curated record.